GACAAAACCUUUUACAGUGCUUGAGUAUUGUUUUCUUUUACUGCAUGUGAUAAUUCAUAUUAAGACAGUGACUUGCUAACAUACUGCUAAGCUGAACUGACAGACCCAGUGAAGCAAUGAAUUAAUCGUUUCUGUUUCUCAUUAUUUGACCUUGCAUUGCAGUUUUUUUCUUAUUCUAAAUAUGAUAAAUGUCGCUUAAGUUGAUGUGUUAGGGAAUUUGGCUAUUAUCAUGUAACAUUUUAAUUAUAUUCUGCUGAAAUGAACGAAAUGAUUUGAAAAAAAAAAAAAAGAUUCGUUCGUUUUAAUGAACGAGAUUCAAAGAUCCGAGUCAGUAAAAUGAUGCGAACUUCCCAUCACGGGCGUGGCUUCUGACGUCUCACCGCAGGCUGCAGCGAGCCCCCUCUCCUCUGUCUGCUCUCUGCUCUCAUGCUAGCGACACAGAAAGAACCUUCUGAACAAAAUGGAACAAACAGGUGUAAGCACAGAACAAAGAGAAGGCCAUGAAAGAGAGAAGGACGAGGUGAAGAAGAUCUGCACAGAAACACAUGAUUCAGUUCAGAGGGAUGAUGAAAAAGAAGGAGCAGGAGGAGCAGAUCAACACCUACAGCAGGAAGAGAAUGAAAGAGAACAAAUAAAGCAUCUAUUUCACAGACUUCAUCUUGAUGGCAGGCGCCACAAUAAACUGAGAGCUGCAGAUGUUCUUCAGAUAACUGAACAUUCACUGUCCCAUGAAUCUUGUGCUGAAGAGGAGCUGGUUCACACUUUCCUACAAAAACUACUGAUGAUGGACUACAGAGCAAGAUACAUCAACGUUAAAGAUACCAAUGAACAGGAUCAGAUACAACAAAGAGAUACUGUCUCAUCUGAAAAUGAAGAUGAUAUUUUUGAUUAUGUUUCCUCUUUGUCAAACAAAGGAACAAGCCAAUCGGACCAUGUUCACCCGAUGGAUGUUCAGAUGGCUGUGUUUCAUUGUGCUGAUGGUUCCCUGAAGCAGCUGAUGGUCACUAAACUGUCCCAGUGUCAGUACGCUCUGCCUCUGCUUGUUCCUGAUCCAUUCACACAACAGAUUGAGUUUCCUCUCUGGACAUUCAGACAAAUCAACAAGAGCUGGAAGAUGAGAAACAACGACAAUGAGAUCAUCAGUCAAACCCAGCCAAUCUACAAGGCAGAAACUCCAAUGGUGUUUUUCUUCAGGUUUGGCUCUGUGUCCUCAUCCAAGUCUCAGCUGAUGAACAGUGUGAUCAAUGAGAAACACAACACGUUCUUCCACAGGAACUGCCCAGGCAGCAGCAGAACCAGAGUCCUGAUGGAUGGAGUGGUGGAGAUCGCCUGGUUCUGCCCCUCUGGGAAAAACACAGAUAAAUUCACUGACUGUGUUGCGUUCUGUAAUCUACACGGUGAUGCAGGAGACCAUGAGAAACAGCUGCAGAUCCUCACUGAAAUGGCCUCAGUCAAUGUUGUUCUUCUUCCACGAAUGGACAGAAAUGACAGAAAUGCCACUAAGAUGCAAAACCUGUUUAAAAUCAGAAAGCCACUUAUUUGUCUUUUUACUGAAGAUGAAUCUUCUGUAAUUGAGAUGAAGAAAGAGAAAUUCAAAAUAGGUUUGAAAGACAGAAAUCAGUCAGAAGUAUCUGAAGAACUCAGAAGAAAUAUAAACAAUUGUCUCUCAAAAUCAUCUUUGACUUUCAGACUUUCAGAAGAUGUGUCCAAACACUUAGACAUCAGAGUAGAUGAGGAAGAUGAUGAAGACUGCAGGAGAGGAAGAGAAGCAGCACAGCAGAUGAUGAGUUUACUGGAGAAGAAAAAUCUGACAGAAAUCAAAGAAUCAUUUCUGCCUCAUCAGGGGAAACUGUGGCAUCAGUGGAGUCAGAAGAACAAAGAACUACACCGACCUCGAGCAGAUGAGACAAAAAUGGACAUCAGUAGAAAACAAACAGAGAUGAAGAAAAUCCGCAAACAGCAGCAUAAAUAUGACAUCAGUGAGUUUAUGAAGCUCUUUAAUUAUCAUCUGUUCUCACAAACUGAAAAUGAAAAGAUGUUUUUCCUUAAAUGGCUCCAAGUCUUCUUGGAUGAAUACACCUCAACUGACCUUUCUGCUCUACAUCAUAAGUAUGAUGAAAAGUGGUCAACAGUAGUAAAAGUGAAAAAGAACAACGGUAAACCUGAACAACUCAAAGCUGAACAAGCAGAACUUAAGAGAAUAACUAAGGAACUUGAAGCUGCAACCUUUGGUUUGGAGCACAUCAUGAGGGAGGUUGGCCAAAUCUAUGAAUCAUGUUCAUCUGUGCAGAGGAACAAGAAAGACCUGCAGUUUGACUUCUCUUCUCUCCCGAGUCUUGCAGCAGAGAUGAUGAUCUCUGGAUUUCCACUGGAGCUGAUGGAUGGAGAUGCUGCUCAUGUUCCUGUGAUCUGGAUCUCUGCUGUUCUAGAUGAUCUCAUCCAGAAACUGGGAGACCAGAGAGUCUUUGUGCUGUCAGUUUUAGGGAUCCAGAGCUCUGGGAAAUCCACCAUGCUGAAUGCCAUGUUUGGACUCCAGUUUGCCGUCAGUGCUGGCAGGUGCACCAGAGGAGCUUUCAUGCAGCUGAUCAGAGUAUCAGACGAGAUGAAAACACAGAUGAACUUUGACUAUAUUCUGGUUGUUGAUACGGAGGGUCUUCGUGCUCUAGAACUGGCUGGAAGGUCAACAAGACACCAUGACAAUGAACUGGCCACAUUUGUUGAAGGACUUGGAAAUCUAACCUUGAUCAACAUCUUUGGAGAAAACCCUUCUGAGAUGCAGGACAUUCUUCAAAUUGUUGUUCAGGCCUUCCUGAGGAUGAAGAAGGUCAGACUGAAUCCCAGCUGUGUGUUUGUGCAUCAGAAUGUUUCAGACGUCACAGCUGGAGAUAAAAACAUGGAGGGAAGGAGACGACUGCAGGAGAAACUGGAUGAGAUGACAAAACUCGCUGCUAAAGAGGAAGUCUACGAAGCAGAAUGUUUCAGUGAUGUCAUUGGAUUUGAUGUUGAUAAUGAUGUGAAGUAUUUCGCUCAGCUCUGGGAGGGCAGCCCACCAAUGGCCCCACCAAACCCAAACUACUGUGACAAUAUUCAAGAACUAAAGGAAUCUAUUAUGUCUCAUGCCUCAAAAUCACAUGGAAUGAUGCUGACACAUAUAAAAGCUCGUGUUAAAGAUCUAUGGGAGGCUUUGCUGAAUGAACGAUUCGUCUUCAGCUUCAGAAAUUCUCUGGAGAUUUCAGCUUACAGGAAACUGCAGACUGAAUACAGCAAGUGGUCCUGGAGCCUUCGCAGUGCCAUGAUGGAAACUGAGAACAAACUACACAACAAAAUAGAGAAUGAAGCAAUUCACGAGGUUAAGGAAACUGAUCUUCAAAGAGAACUGAAGACUACAAGUGAAGAAGUGAAAAAAUCAAUGUCUGAAUUCUUUAAGAAAGACAGUGAUAAAGAUACACUGAUUCAGUGGAAAACAUCUUUUGAAAUCAAAAUCAAAGAGCUUCAGGAGAACAUUGUGAAAGAAACAAAUAGGAAAUUAAAUGAGAUUCUUCAGCAGCGAGACCUGAAGAAUAAGAUUGAUGCGCAGAGGAAACAUCAUGAAAACACUCUCUAUGAAAAGAGCAAACAACUUGCCUUAAAUCUCAAAGACAAAGCAAAUGAUGAUGAAACACUGAAGAAAGAGUUUGAUUUGUUCUGGGAACAGAGUGUGAAGAAGAUCAUCACAGACACUCCUGCAAUCAGAGACAUUGACAUAAUGAGAGAUGUGAGGGAGAUUCUCAGUGACGUCUAUGAAAGUGUUCCUGUAGACCACUGGAAGAGCAGGGAUAUAUUUACUGUGUCGAGUUAUUUAGAUUAUGUACAGGUUAAAAAAUCCAGUGGAUUUAUAGAAAAAGUUAAAGAUUCUGUCAAAAAGGUAUUUGGUCAUGUAUCUAAAGAGGAGGAGGAAGCUCAAAUAAGUUUGUUAGUCACAGAUGUUAAAGAGCAGACAGACACAAUGAUUCAGUCAUUUAACAUUUCAAAGAUGGGCUACAACAAAAGCUUCAUUCAACAGCUCAUAGAUUACAUCAAAGCAAGAGUAACUGAACAUCAGGAUGGACGAGUGAAAUAUGUGUUCAAGAAUGAAUUCUUCAUGGAUUUGGUUCUUUCUGUCUGUAAGAGAGCAAACAAGAUGAUCACUGACCAACACAGACUGUUCAGAGAAGCAAAUGAUCCUGAAAUAUAUGUUAAGAGAAAGAGAGAAGAGUACUAUAGUAUUUUCCAAAAAUACUGUCAUGGAGCAACAUCAGCUGCUAUUUAUGGGGAGAUCAUCUGUCAGAAACUGAAAGAGCCCAUUGAGCAGAGCGUCUACAAGAAGACUGCCAGAGAAUUAGCAAAUGAAAUCAGAUCAAACUGUCCAUCACUGAAUGAAAACAGAUCAAAUAUGGAGAAGCACAUCCUGAAGACACUGGCAGAAGAGGAAGAUUUUGACAAAUACAUGAACUACAUUAAAACUCCCAGAGAUCACUUCAAGAGUUUCAUCAGAGAUGAAGUCAAGCGGUACAUCACUGAUAAGUUCAGUGUCAGUGUUUUACCCAAGAUGAAGGAGAACAUUGAACUCCUGCAGCAGAAGAUCCUGGAAGCAGCACAUGAAUCCACUGAACAUGUUCAAGAGAACAGAGGAGAUGUUGGUUUGUGGUUGAAGAGUUUCACACGGCAGAUUUCAGAUGACCUGAUCUUCUCUGUAAAAGACCUCAGUGGAGUGAAACAUGAUGAUGUUGAUGAUUUCAACCUCCUAGAAGAUGUGAUAAGACAAGAACUUACUGAUAUAAUGUCUGCCAUCAGAUGUGGAUUCAAAAUAAAGACAUUUGCAGUAAAACUGCACAAUAAUUUCAGGCCAGAUGAGUAUCUGAUUGAUCACUUCUGUCAGUGCUGUUGGGUUCGGUGUCCGUUCUGUGGAGCCAUCUGCACCAACACCAUAGAAAACCAUGAUGAAGAUCACAAUGUUCCUUUCCACAGAGUGGAUGGAAUUAAAGGAUGGAAGUACUAUAAAACAGGGAAUCUCAGUGCAGAUUUUUGCACAACUUUAGUGACAAGUAAUACAUUUUUUUGUGUGUCAGGUGAGUGGUUUCCAUGCAAUGAUUACAGAAGAGCAGGAGGAGUUUAUGCAGAUUGGAGCAUCACCCCUGACCUCUCUGAGCUGCCCUACUGGAAGUGGUUUGUGUGCAGAUUCCAGAAAGAUCUGGAAACGCAUUAUAAUAAAACAUUCCAGGGUGAUGGUGAGAUUCCAGAUGAUUGGAGAAAGCACAGAAAAGAAGAUGCUAUUCAGAGUUUGGAACACUUUUAAUAAUUAACUGACAUAUUAACACACUUUUAAUAAUUAAUGAAUAAUUAAUUAUUAAUUAACCACUUUUAACCACUUAAUGGCAGAACAGUCUAAAAUCUAAACAGUUGCUCCUACAUAAAUAGUCUCUACAACAGCAUCUGAAAUCAGUCACUUGUUUACACAUUUUAUUGUCUUAUUUACACCUGCUUUACACCUGAAUUGAAUUUUGUUGCAUCAUUGAUCAUUACCUACCUGUUCCUAUUUUUAUUUUCUCUAUGGUGGAUGGAACAUAGUGCACUCUAGAAGUGAUAGUGAACAGUUCAGACUGUAAAUGUACUUUCCAUUGGGAUGAUUGAAAUCUUGUUUUGCGUCAGUGUUGCGUGAACAACCAUAGCGUACACACAGUGUGCUCCGGUCCCAGGAAACUACAGCACAGAGUGGAUCGCAUCUGCGAGUCAGUGUGGACCACAAAACAUAUCUGACCCAUUUGAAUUCUACACAGAAUUCUGUAUUUUAAAGCGCAUAAAACAUCACAAAUGCUUAGACAGCCUCAAGUUUUUCUACUACAAAUCUUCACCUUUAAAGGGUUACUUCACCCAAAAAUAAAGGUACUAAAAACAUACUUAAAUCAGUUCAUGUGAGUACAGUGGUGAUUCAUUACGCUCCGAAUCUUCCUGAAGCAGUGUUUUGAAAUCGGCCAUCACUAAAUAAGCCAUUAUUUUGUUUUUUUUGGCGCACCAAAAAUAUUCUCGUCACUUUAUAAUAUUAAUAUUGAACCACUCACAUGAACUGAUUUAAAUAUGUUUUUAGUACCUUUAUGGAUCUUGAGAGAGGAAAUGUCAUUGCUCCCUAUGUAGGCCGCACGGAGCCAUCGGAUUUCAACAAAAAUAUCUUAAUUUGUGUUCCGAAGAUCAACGAAGGUCUUAUGGGUGUGGAACGACAUGAGGGUGAGUAAUAAAUGACAGAAUUUUCAUUUUUGGGUGAACUAACCCUUUAAUAAAAAUGAUCACUGUUUAUUUCUGUAGUAAGAAUUUCAUAAAAUGAGGUUAUCACAAGCUGUCAAAUGCAUUUUUUUGUGAUGUAAACAAAAUGCUACUGGCUUCUUUUUUUCUUUUUCUUUUUUUUUUAAAGGGACAAGCUCUUCGAUAUGCCCUGUUCUGACUCCCUGUUUCAUAAGUAAAAGCUUUGAGUAAAACUGUGCUCAUCAAGCAACUUCAUAGUAAUUUUAAGUGGUAAAAACAGCAAAGCAUUUUAUUGAUUUAGCAAAAAUAUUAGGCAAGGCAAGUUUAUUUACGUAGCACAUUUCAUACACAAUGGUAAAAAUAAGUGCUUUACAUAGAAAAGGAGUUAAAAUAAUCAUAAAAUUAUAAAAUAUCAUGCCUGGGAAAUAAAAAUAACAAUCAUAUUUAACUAAAGGCUGCCUGAAUUAAUCUCUAUCUCUAACUGCCUGAAUCACUAAGUUGGGCGCCCCUGUCUGAAUGUAAGAGUCAGAGAGCUUCGGUUCAUGAAACACUCUAGUAGCAACUUCCUGGCUUAUAGUGUCAUUCCUACACCUUCAUGGGAUGGAGUAUCCCCACACAGUCUGCCUCUGAUGGCUUCCAGUGCUACACCCACCUGUGACCUGGUGUCUUACAUUCACAUCUGAGUGUGUAAACCCUCUGUCUCUCUUCCCAAUUCUCUCAACUCUUCCAAUCUGACAGGCCUAACCAAAAUAAAUAAAUAAAUAAAUAAAAACAAGGAUAAUUAAAACAGUUUUAUAAAAAAUAAAUAGAGUAAUAAAGAAAAAAAUAAAAGAAUGGACGAAAAAAAAAAGAAUUAAAAGAGUAAAAAGAUUAUACACAGAUCAAAUAAAUUAAAGUUAAACAUUUAAGCAUCUGUUAUCGAAUACCUAAACCAUUAUCUGCAUCUGCAUUAUACUACUUCUUUAUAUAAGCUUGUUUCCACCAGCUCCAUGUAAACUCACAAUUGCAAAAAAUAAAAUAAAAUAAUAAUAAAUAAAGAAUUGUGAGAUAAAAAGUUGCAAAUACCUUUUUAUUUUAUUCCAUGGUGGAAACAUGGCUUUCUGAAACUCUGCUUGCUUAAUUGUGCAGUUUAUCUGUCUAACAUUUCUGAAUAAUAUAACCACAGUAAGUAACCGUUAUCUGAUUGCUGUCUGUUGAGUCAUCAUUCCUAUUGCAUGUAUAACUCUGAAAUCUCUACAAGUACAGUAAUAAAGUACAUUUCAACUCAAA
Molecule: messenger RNA, 7524 nt
Organism: Ctenopharyngodon idella (grass carp)
Lineage: Eukaryota; Metazoa; Chordata; Actinopteri; Cypriniformes; Xenocyprididae
Product: interferon-induced very large GTPase 1-like
Exons: 3
Coding region: 461-5314 (1617 amino acids)
Molecular function (GO): GTP binding
Source: RefSeq, a predicted model, not a curated record